Molecule: messenger RNA, 807 nt
Organism: Rhinocladiella mackenziei CBS 650.93
Lineage: Eukaryota; Fungi; Ascomycota; Eurotiomycetes; Chaetothyriales; Herpotrichiellaceae
Exons: 1
Coding region: 1-807 (268 amino acids)
Source: RefSeq, a predicted model, not a curated record
AUGGGCCAAACAGCAUCUCAACCGUCUCCCGACAAGUCCUUGAAAGUCAUCGGAGCCGGUCUCUCGAGGACCGGAACGACAUCCUUCGGCGCAGCCUGCUCACUCCUUCUCGAUGGCCCGUGCUACCACGGAGGCACCCAAAUGCUCAACUCCCCCGAGUCGCACAUCAAGCGCUGGAUUCAGAUCAUCAAACACACCCCGGCGAAGAAUGAAGCCGACCGAAAGGCACUGGUGUCAGGAGUCAAAGAGAUGCUCGAUGGUUAUGUUGCCUGCACCGAUCUCCCAUCCAAUGCCUUUGUCGAGGAAUUGAUGGAGAUCUACCCCGAUGCCAAAGUCAUCUGCACGGUGCGAGAUCCCGAUAAAUGGUGGAACAGCUUGGCCCCCAUCGUCGAAAAGGGUAACUUGACUGUUUUGUCGUGGAUCCUGGCGCCUCUCCCAACCCUGCGCAUGUUCCGAACCUACCACGAUGCCUUGGACGAUGGCCGCGUGGGCGAACUGUACUUCCGUGAAGGCGAACCCAAGAGACCGACCAGAGCUAUGUGGGACCGACACAUCGAACACCUCAAGAGAGUCGUGCCCAAGGAGAAGCUGUUCUUCUAUGACGUCCGUGAUGGUUGGGAGCCGCUUUGCGCCAUCUUGGGUGUCCCCGUCCCCAAGGACGUCCCAUUCCCCAAGUUGAACGAUGCCCAAUCCAUGGAGAGCUUCAUGAAAGCAAGUGUCCAGCGUGGAUUGAUGGCCUGGGCUGGUAUCUUCGUAACCAUUGGUGUUGCCGGAUUCGCCGCCGCCAAAUAUGCCAAUGUGAUAUAA